AUGAAGUGCUCCAUGCUCGCUCUCCUACCGCUGGUCGUGGCCGCCGCAUCAAAUCCCUGGGAGACCUUCAUUCACAGCCCCGCAUCACGGCACGUUAAACCUACAGCGAUACAUUCUAAAUCCGAAAACGUUACUGUUUUCAAGCACAGCAACAGCGAAAAUGUUCUUUUCAUGCCAGCAUGUUCGCAGGUCAGCCUCGACUUUGGUGCAGAGGUUGGCGGAUGGAUCAGCCUGAACGUGAACACGCCUAGUACCAGCACACCCCAGCUUUCGCUCGCGUUCGCCGAAUCGCCAUCAUUCGUGCGCGCGAUAUCGGAUGAUACUGGUUCAAUCGCGACGCAGGACUACGACAAAGCACUCAACGUCAGUGUGUCGCAAGGAUCUACGUGGUAUAGAGUGCCAGGAGAGAGGUUUCGGGGUGGAUUUCGCUUCUUAACGAUUGUUGCUAGGAGUCACGCUACAGUCGCCAACAUUACUUGCGAGAUUGGCUUCGCGACCGAGACUAAAAGUUUACGCAAGUAUGCGGGAUACUUUUACACUCCCGACACGGACCAGCAGACUCUCAAUCGAGCUUGGUACGCUGGGGCAUAUACCGUGCAGACCAACAUUGCGCCUCAGAAUACUGGUCGUUUCCUCCCUCAGGUCAAAGACGGAUGGGCUUACAAUAACACCAUCGGCGUCGCCGGGCCUUUGCUAGUAGACGGUGCGAAGCGGGACCGAGCUGUCUGGCCCGGUGACCUGGGCAUACAAGGCACAACGGCAUUUUUAGCCUUUGGCAACGACGGGCUUUUUGCGUACAAGAAUUCGUUGGAAACACUCUUUUACUAUCAGAACGCGACCACUGGCCGACUGCCCUUUGCUGGGCCAGCUACCGGCUCUUUUCGCAGUGGUGCUCAGAGCGAUACGUAUCACGCAUGGAGCUUGAUUGCUAUGCACAACUAUGCCAUCUUCACUGGCGAUUCGGAAUGGUUGACUUUACACUGGGCCAACAUCACCCGAGGCAUCGAGUUCAUCACCAACGCCUUGGACACCUCAUACGGUCUACACACGCAGACUGCUCCUAAUGACUGGGCACGACAAGGUGGCGGCGGCUACAACAGCGCCCUCAACGCCCUCGACUACCGUGCCCUCUCCUCACUUGCUACCCUCGCCCAGUCCUGGUCCAAGGAUGCUGCCAUCCUCUCCAACGCUGCAAAAUGGGCCACCGCCGCCGCAAGGCUCAAACGUUCCUACAACGCCCUCCUCUGGGACACCAAAACUUGCCUAUUCCGCGACAACCAAACCACAACACUCGCCCCGCAAGACGGUAACAGCCUAGCGCUUCUCUACAACCUCACUCAAUCCUCCGCGCAAGCCACAGCCCUAAGCAAAGCCCUCACAACAUUCUGGACUCCAAUCGGCCCCGUAACACCAGAAUUACCGGACACCAUAUCCCCCUUUAUUUCCUCCGUCGAACUCCUUGCACACUUUGCCGCCAACGAGCCAGGCCGCGCACUCGAUCUCACGAAGAGGCUGUGGAAGUACCUGCUCGACUCGCCGCUCAUGACGGGCAGCACCCUCGCUGAGGGGAUCAGUGCGAAUGGCAGCUUGUACUACCGCGGCAAUGCGGGAUAUAAGCACGACGCGGCGUAUACGAGUCUCAGCCAUGGGUGGAGUACGGGGCCUACACAGGCGCUCAGCUUUCGUGUUGCGGGGCUGGAGAUUGUGGGGUGGAAGAGGUGGGUGUUUAGGCCGCAGAGUGGUGGGGUGGAGAGCGUGAGGAGCGGGUUUGAGAGCCCGUUGGGGGUUUGA
Didymosphaeria variabile is the source of this 1791-nucleotide messenger RNA. RefSeq lists its product as uncharacterized. Gene Ontology annotation, biological process: carbohydrate metabolic process. NCBI's taxonomy places the organism in Eukaryota, Fungi, Ascomycota, Dothideomycetes, Pleosporales, Didymosphaeriaceae. The record is from RefSeq and is a predicted model, not a curated record. The transcript has a single exon. Bases 1 to 1791 code for a protein of 596 amino acids.